AUGAAUUUCCACUUGUUGUUACAUUAUCCAAUUUAUAUAAAAAAUUGGGGUGCACCAAAAUACACUUCAGCUGAAACUUUUGAAGCACAAUUCUCAAGAAUUAAAAAUUAUUUAAAUAAUAAUACAAAUAAUAGGGACGAACAAUAUGAAAGGGUUACCAAAUUAAACAUGGUGAAAUUUUUUAAAUCAGUAGAUAAAUUAAAAAGUAUUGAAAUUGAAAGUACAGCUUUAAUUAUUGGUAACAAAAUAAAAAAUCCAGAUAAUUUAGAUAACAUAAAAAUUAAAUUAGAUUCAUUAUUUCAAAAUUAUAAAAAUAUAAAUAAUCACUCAUCAAUUAAAAAUAAUAAAGAAAUAUACAAUGUUGGUGAUGCAGUUGAAGUUGCAUCAGAUAAUGAACUUUCAGGUAGAUGGUCAGGUAUUAUCAAUUCAAUAUCAAUGAUUGAAAUGGAUGAUAACAUAAUAAAACAUGCAAUAUUAUUAAAUUAUUUGACAAAUAUGUUGGUGACCAAUUUAACAAAUACCAUUUUCUUUCAAAUGAAUUAA
This is a messenger RNA of Dictyostelium discoideum AX4, 543 nucleotides long. RefSeq lists its product as hypothetical. The record is from RefSeq and is a predicted model, not a curated record. Bases 1 to 543 code for a protein of 180 amino acids. The transcript has a single exon. Lineage: Eukaryota; Evosea; Eumycetozoa; Dictyosteliales; Dictyosteliaceae.